Messenger RNA from Folsomia candida, 902 nucleotides. RefSeq names its product maleylacetoacetate isomerase. Lineage: Eukaryota; Metazoa; Arthropoda; Collembola; Entomobryomorpha; Isotomidae. Bases 128 to 775 code for a protein of 215 amino acids. Gene Ontology annotation, biological process: glutathione metabolic process; L-phenylalanine catabolic process. Gene Ontology annotation, cellular component: cytoplasm; mitochondrion. The transcript is spliced from 7 exons. The record is from RefSeq and is a predicted model, not a curated record. Gene Ontology annotation, molecular function: maleylacetoacetate isomerase activity; glutathione transferase activity.
CCUUGUCCAUGGCCCAGACCGGUUUUUCUUCUCCUGGAAAACAAAUUACCAUUCCAUAAUCUCUCCUCUCGUGAAGAAGAAGAAUUUUACGAAUAUUUUCAAAAAUCCUUCAUACACCACGAAGACCAUGUCGAAACCAAUUUUGUACAACUACUUUCGCAGCAGUUCUUCUUGGAGGGUGAGAAUUGUCCUCGCCCACAAAGGGAUCGAUUACGAGUACAAAGCUAUCAAUUUGUUGAAGAAGGAGCAGUUAACUGAAGAGUACAGGAAAAUAUGCCCCAUGCAACAAGUUCCAGCGUUGGAAGUUGAUGGGAAAAUCAUUACUCAAUCCAUGGCAAUUAUGGAUUUUUUGGAGGAUUUGUACCCAGAAAUUCCAAUGAUUCCGAAAGAUCGCUUCGGCAAGGCGAAGGUGAAAGAGAUCAGCGACAUAAUAAACUCGGGAAUCCAACCGCUCCAGAAUUUGUCGGUAAUUUUGAAAUUUAGUUCAGUCCCAGAUGAAAGAACGGAAUGGGCCAGAUUUUGGAUUGCAAAGGGAUUGGAUGCCCUCGAAAUCAUCUUAUCUGAAACGAAGGGAAAAUAUUGUGUCGGAGAUCAGAUUACAAUUGCAGACGCGUGUCUUUACCCACAAAUCGCGGCGGCGGAGAGAUUCAAAGUGGAAAUGGAAAAGUAUCCAAUUGUGAAUGAAAUUUAUCAAAAUUUGGGUGAAUUGCCAGCAUUUAAAGCUGCGCAUGCUUUCGUUCAACCCGAUUGUCCAGAGGAUUUGAGGGUUAAAUAAGGGUGGUUUUUUGUAAUUUUAUUGAUCCAUAAGAUAAUUAUUAUCUUAUGAAUUUGGCUGUAAUGAUAAAUAAUUGUUAAAUAAAUAAAUUGCUUGGGAGUCCCUUGCAUUUUCAUACACUAGUAAA